CGCAGGCCGCCUUUCAAAAGCUCGACUUUCUCCCUCCCCCUCGACGACCCGCCUUUCGCACAACCCCUUCCUUUCCCCCCCGACAAAAGGAAGCAGAAGCAGCUCCGACCACCCAGGCAUCUGCAAUCAUGGCUGCUCUCAACAAGAUCGCGUACAACUCGCCGUCGAGGCAGAACCCGUCCGAGCUGGAGACCACGAUCGCCGGUGCUCUCUUCGACUUGGAGAACAACACGACCGAUCUGAAGGCCUCUCUUCGGCCCCUGCAGUUUGCCUCUGCUCGUGAGGUCGAGGUCGGUCACGGAAAGAAGGCGAUCAUCAUCUUCGUCCCCGUCCCUCUUCUCCAGGGCUUCCACAAGGUCCAGCAGCGCCUGACCCGUGAGCUCGAGAAGAAGUUCUCCGACCGCCACGUCCUCUUCGUGGCCCAGCGCCGUAUCCUCCCCCGCCCCAAGCGCUCCGUCAACAGCCGCACCUCCCUGAAGCAGAAGCGCCCCCGUUCCCGCACUCUGACGGCCGUCCACGACGCCAUCCUCACCGACCUCGUCUACCCCGUCGAGAUCGUCGGCAAGCGCACCCGCACCAAGGAAGACGGCAGCAAGACCAUCAAGGUCAUUCUGGAUGAGAAGGAGCGUGGUGGUGUCGACCACCGUCUCGAUGCCUACGGUGAGGUCUACCGCCGCUUAACCGGCCGAUCCGUCGUCUUCGAGUUCCCCCAGAGCAGUCUGUCUGAGUACUAGAUUCGGAAAAUCGGAAUCGAAAUGCCAAUUUUCUUUUUUCUGAUGUCUUUUAUUACUUUUUCUUCUCUUUUUAUUUAAUUGCCAAGAGAGAGACAGAAGGGGGACUGACUUUUUGUCUUGUCGGGUGACAAAAACCGCCAUGGGGCGAAGGGCGUGGGAAUAUUGAAAGAGAAAAAUAAAAAAAGAAAAUUACCUGUCCAUGGAGUUUAUACUUUUUUUAUUUGUUCUUCUCUUUCAAAGUUUCAAAUAUUGUGCAAUAUUUGAUUCGAUUCGACCUGGUCGGGAACGGUCUUACUUUCUCUGAUGUGCCAAUGUGACGAGGAACUGAACCCAAAAACACAAAUACCGAGAAAAAUGCCAAAACAAAUUUAAAAUCAUGACCCUGGUCUGGUCUGGCUUGUCUUGUCUUCUCGUUUUAUUCUGUUUUGAAGUAUCUGUGUUCUGCGCGCAUUGGAAAUUCAAAAGUACGGCAUUAAGAAAAGUUCUUCAUCCAUGCGUGAGUCCCCGCGGCAAAGUAUUGUAUAGUCAGUCACCUAUCGAUAUGCAUAUCCGUGUUUAGGUAUGCCUUUCACCCGUAGAUGACUUUCCUAUCCCCAUCUAGGUCGGAUGUAACAUGCUAUAUUUACUCCGUA
This is a messenger RNA of Monascus purpureus, 1366 nucleotides long. The record is from the annotation of a GenBank genome assembly. NCBI's taxonomy places the organism in Eukaryota, Fungi, Ascomycota, Eurotiomycetes, Eurotiales, Aspergillaceae.